Messenger RNA from Nymphaea colorata (pocket water lily), 1480 nucleotides. RefSeq names its product probable pectinesterase 53. Gene Ontology annotation, molecular function: pectinesterase activity. NCBI's taxonomy places the organism in Eukaryota, Viridiplantae, Streptophyta, Magnoliopsida, Nymphaeales, Nymphaeaceae. Gene Ontology annotation, biological process: cell wall modification. The transcript is spliced from 5 exons. The coding region runs from base 61 to 1233 and encodes 390 amino acids. The record is from RefSeq and is a predicted model, not a curated record.
AGCUCUUGCCUCCUCCUCAUCACAUCUAGAGCAGCCUCUGUUCGUUGACACCUGCCAGCCAUGGCUUCCUCUGCUGCUCACCUUCUUUCCCUCCUCUUCCUUGUGUCUCUUUCUCUCCUUCCCCUCGACUCCUUCUCCCUGAGUUCAACCUAUGAGGAAGAAUACCAUAAAUGGGUCUCUUGGCACGGCGAGCAAUACAGGCAGAAGCUUCUCUUCAACUCCAUGGAGGUCAGUAGCGAACUGAAGGAUGACCUUCAUCAUCCCAAAAAACUGGAUCACAAACUUGCCGAGGCUGAGAAAAACAGGGUCUGGAUCAAAGUGGCUCAAGAUGGUAGCGGUAACUUUACAAGCCUGAGGGACGCACUAGACAGCAUUGAAGAGAAGAACACAAGGAGGAUCAUCAUUCAAAUAGCCCCUGGAAUUUAUAGGGAAAAAGUUGUAAUAAAGAAGAAAAAGCCAUUCAUCACUCUUCUAGGGGAUAGCCGGAAUCCUCCCACAUUCACAGGGAACGACACGGCGGCCACGCUGGGAGGCGACGGUAAUCCGAUGAGAACAUACCACAGUGCAACCGUAGCCAUCAACUCCCACUAUUUUGUGGCCAUCAACAUAAGAUUUGAGAACACAGCACCAAACCCAGAAAUCGGACAAAUUGGAGGGCAGGCGGUGGCCCUGAGAAUCUCCGGCAACAAAGCCGCAUUCUACAACUGCAGCUUCUUUGGCCACCAAGACACGCUCUACGACCACAAAGGAACCCAUUACUUCAAGAACUGCUUCAUCCAGGGGUCUGUGGACUUCAUCUUCGGCUACGGCCGGUCUCUGUAUGAGAAUUGCCAUAUGAACUCGAUUUCAACGGACGUGGCGUCGGUGACGGCUCAGAAGCGAACGAACGUGUCCCUGUCGAGUGGGUUCUCCUUCUUGAACGGCACAGUGUCGGGGAGCGGGUUGGUGUACCUGGGGCGGGCAUGGGGCGACCAUUCUAGGGUCGUCUUCGCCUACACCUACUUGGACAAAGUUGUCAUACCCGAGGGCUGGAACGACUGGGGCAUCCCUGCUCGUGAAUCGAGUGUAUACUAUGGGGAGUACAAAUGCAGUGGGCCAGGAGCAAAUAUGACAGAGAGGGUGCAGUGGAUCAGAAGACUGACCGAUGCAGAGGCCGAGCCCUUCUUAGGAACUCACUUCGUCGACGGGGAGAAAUGGCUGUGGGCAGAGCAGCCCACUGCCUAUUUAUCCUGAUUCUUCAACCGCCCAUAUUCUUCCAUUCUGUCUUUCCCGUGGGCCAUGAAUUCACAGUUUCUCUUUCUCUGAUGUUUUCUUUUCCUUUUGCUUUGUUUCUUAAUUUAUAUUGGGAGUCGGGACGCGCUCGGUUUCGUAUGUUCUAGUGAACGUGGUGGGAGAAGAUCUGAUUCUUAUUGUAAAAAAUUGCAGCUUCUUGUGAAAAGAAGUUGCUUGUAAUCGAGAUAUUCAUUUAUGAGGAGUUUUA